GCAAAGAAAAGAACCCUUUCGGAUUGCAGAAUCCUAUUCCUAAUUGGAACAGAACUCCCAUUCAUGUGUCUAUAUAUAUAUAUAUAUACUUCUCCAGUCCUGUCCAGUUCCAGUUUUUUCUUUUCUUUAACAAAGUUGUCUCCUUGAUUUGAACAGCUGUUCCUUUGUCCUUCCCAGAAGGGAAUUUGAGUAAGAUGGAUCGCCCAUAUGAGUUGUUGGCCUCUCCAACGAUGAGUGAUGAAUCUAUGUUUAGCAAUCUUCCAGAGCAUAUCGUUCAUCACAUCCUUUCUUUUCUCGGAAUGGCAGACAUUGUUCGGCUGAGCUUCACAUCCAAAAGCUGCAGAGAAUCAUGUGUGUCUAUAUCAUCUUUAGAUUUUGAUGCCCUGCAAUAUCCUACAUUAAGAGGUUUUCAAGACCAACUUAUGAAUAUUUGCGAAAGGUUCCUGUCUUUGCGCAACGGGUGGAAGCUGUCUCGGCUUUGUGUACAUUCCCAGUUCAUUGAGAAUCGUACGGAAAGCUCUCGUGUUGUCACAAUGUUGCAUAUGGCGGUUGGGUGUGACGUUGAGUUUCUUGACCUGGAAUUCUCUCAAGAGGAAGAAUGGGAAAUGUUUAGUUUGCCAAUUUGCAUCUUUCAUUGUGGAUCCCUGAAGUCUCUUACAAUCAAUAUGCAUUGCCUCAACCUUAAAUUUCCCUCUGCAUUGAGGUUUAGCAAUCUCCAAUCCUUAUCUUUAAAAUCUAUCUGGCUUGUCGAUGAAUGCUUUGGAGAAUCAGUUUCAUGUUGCAAGUUCCUUAGGGAAUUAUGGCUUGAAAAUGUAUGUGGUGUAGAGAAUUUAACAAUAGAAAAUUCCAACCUGGAACGUUUUUCAAUAUUGUACUCUUACCACCCAGAGCUCUGUCAUCUUAAUAUCUCGGGUCAGAAGCUUAUCGAAAUAAAUGUUGAAUGGCGAUUUAAAUCUCCUCUUAGUAAGUCAGUGAAAAUUUCUGCUCCAAACCUCAGAUAUCUUAAAUGGGUUGGAUAUAUAACAGGUCACAAUUGUUUAGGGAGCUUGAUGCAUUUGGAACGUGUUGAACUCUUUCUACAAUGUAGAGAUCUUGAUACAACUCAGGAGUUACCUAAUAUUUUUCGAAGUGUUAUCAGCACCAAAGAUCUACAUCUACAUGAUCAUGGCAUUAUGAAUCUUCAUAAUUAUGAUCCCUUGCCAAUUUCAUCGGAAAAUGUACAAUGCUUGUCUCUAUCUAUUCAAAAAUUUGAGGAUUACUUAGUCCCAGCAAUGGCAUCCCUUCUUAGAAGAUUUCCUAAACUGAAAGCUCUAGACAUAAAAUAUUCUCUGCCCAUACGUACCACAACUAUGUCUGGGUUUGAUAAAGUAUAUUGGCAAUCUCAACAUUUGGAGUUUAUUCAUCAACUUGAGUCGGUAUCUAUAGAGCUUCUCGAUGGGGAGACUGAAUUGGAGCUAGCAAUAUAUAUUCUCGAGCAUGCUACAAAAUUAAAGAAGAUGGUCAUCUUUUACUCCCUUUCCUUGCCGUCUGGUUUUAUUUCACGAAUAGGUAAAGACAGGAUGAGUUCAUCUCCUGUAGUAGUUUUGAAGAAAAUAUAAAUAUGAAUAAAGAUUUAAGUGCAUUUUUUUCUUUUGAAAAAGCAGUCUUGUGGUGGCCAAACAUUGCCUAAGGUUACAUGAUGUUCAUAGUUCAUAGUCAUUGUGUCUAAACUUAGACCUCCAAUUAGAUCUUAAAAUGUAUAUGUUUUAGCCUAUA
This is a messenger RNA of Quercus robur (English oak), 1755 nucleotides long. Its product is annotated as F-box/FBD/LRR-repeat protein At5g53840-like. NCBI's taxonomy places the organism in Eukaryota, Viridiplantae, Streptophyta, Magnoliopsida, Fagales, Fagaceae. The transcript has 3 exons. Bases 195 to 1598 code for a protein of 467 amino acids. Gene Ontology annotation, molecular function: protein binding. The record is from RefSeq and is a predicted model, not a curated record.